This is a messenger RNA of Cicer arietinum (chickpea), 2027 nucleotides long. Its product is annotated as protein ENDOSPERM DEFECTIVE 1-like. Gene Ontology annotation, biological process: spindle assembly. Gene Ontology annotation, cellular component: nuclear microtubule; cytoplasm. Gene Ontology annotation, molecular function: microtubule binding. Lineage: Eukaryota; Viridiplantae; Streptophyta; Magnoliopsida; Fabales; Fabaceae. The record is from RefSeq and is a predicted model, not a curated record.
AUCCCGUUCGGAUUACUUAUCGAUUUUUGAAAUCUCUUUUUCUUUGACGGAAUUAUUAGAACCGUUGCAACGUAAACCCACACACAACUCUAAAGUCCAAACACAUCAGAACCCCAACGGCUACUUCUCUUUCCAUCACAACACUUCCACCUUCUUCUUCCACCCUUCUCUCUCACUCAAAUUCUCCGAAAUUUUCACUCCAAUUCAACCAAAUCAAAUCAAAUCCAUCUGCGCCGUUUCAAUUUUCUACACUGUAACUUCAACAUUCUUCAACCAACAACAAAAUGCAAGAACACAAAAACAACAACCCUAAUCUUUCCGAAAACCCUAAUCCCCCUCCACCGCCACCACCGCCACAUAACCGUCGACCAAGAGUCCGUGAAGUCAGCUCCAGAUUCAUGACACCGAAAGUUUCGUCCGUUAACAGACGCCGUGACGAUUCCUCCGACGACGAGAAUUCAGAAUCAUCAUUCCCAAUUACAUCCUCUUUCAUUCCUCACAAAAAACAACAAAAUCAAAGAGCCAUAAAGCUUUUCAAAGAAACAACAAACGAAGUUUUUGAAUCAAACCCUCAUCCUUCAAAAUCAUGUUCUUCUACGCCUCGUGCUUCUAGACCUGAUACUCCGAUUCCCACAGGUUCCGUUUCUUCAAGAUACAGAUUCACACCACAUCACCAAAAUCACCAAUUUAACCACCAUAGGUCUAUUGACGCACCUCCUUCAGCAGCUAAAAAAUUGUUGCAAUUUAGCGGUGCGCCGAAAACAAACGAUGAUUCUGGUAUUAGUUGCAGUACACAGUCACUUCCUGAACUGUGUUGUGAGAAUGAUAGGGAAACUAAUGUGUCUAUUGGAUCUGUGGCUGAAAAAAUUGGGAACAAUUUGUUGUCGCGUUCUGUUAGUUUGUCUUCUUCUGUUGCGAAACAGUGUGGAAGUGGAAGUGGGAAUCUUCAUUUGCCGCCCGUUGCUCCUCAGUUUGCGAAAUCGGGAGUUGGUGCGAGGCGAGGGAAGAAAGUGUCUAGUCAUCAGGAAGAUGUGCAUUCACUUAGAUUGCUUUAUAAUAGAUAUAUGCAAUGGAGGUUUUGUAAUGCAAGAGCGGCGUUUUCAAUGAAAGCUCAACAGAAAGAAUGCGAGAAAGCUCUAUAUUCCGUUGCAACAAAAAUAUCAGAAAUGCGCGAGUCUACGAUCAGGAAACGCAUAGAACUGGAGCUGUUGCGGAGAUCAAAGACCCUAUCAACAGUUCUUGAAGCUCAAAUUCCAUAUUUGGAUGAGUGGUCUGCUAUGGAAGAAGAUUAUUCCGUCUCUAUCACCGAAGCAAUUCAGGCUUUGUUAAAUGCCUCAGCACAACUUCCCACUGUUGGGAAUGUUAGGGUUGAUGUAAGAGAGCUGGGGGAGUCGCUGAAUUCAGCACUAAAGAUGAUGGAAACAAUUGUUUCCAACACCCAAAGAUUAAUGCCAAAGGCAGAAGAAACAGACACUUCUAUUUCAGAACUAGCCAGAGUUGUUGGAGGAGAAAGAGCUCUUAUUGGAGAGUGCGGAGAUUUAUUGUCAAAGACAUACGAUUCACAGGUGGAGGAGUGCAGCUUAAGGGGCCAGCUAAUCCAACUACAUUUAAUUUGCCAUAAGAAUAAGAAGAAUAAGGAAUAACAAGCAAAUGAUGAUAAUUUAAUUGCAAGUCAACUGGGGAAAUACCACAUACAUUUGAUGCUGUUGAUAGAUUGUUGAAGGAGCAUCAACCGUACAAGACCUGCAGAUUCAUUUCUCUUUCACAUUCUUUAUCCAUUGUUGAGAAAGAGGGGAGAGGAUCAUGAUUGUCCAUAUUAUUUGCUAUCUCAGGAAGUUCCGUGUAUUCAUAUAUCAUUGUAGGGCUGAGCCCAUUCUGCAUGGUCUCUCUCCUUGUUUCACUCACUUACUUGGAUGUCAAUAAACAAAAGUAAUAGGACACUUUGUCCUUAUGAAUGGAAUGUUUUGCAAAUAGGACAAAUUUGUAGUUUAUUCAUGUGCAAUAAAAUGAAAAUUUGAAAAUUUCAA